AUGCAAAAUAUUUUCCAGCCACAUCCGUUUUCUACAACAAUUGGGACUCUGACAGAAAGAGCGACUGAUAGUGGUCAGCCGUCAGAAGAUUGGGCUCUGAUUUUGGAAAUAUGCGACACAGUAAAUGAAACGGAUGAUGGGCCUAAGGAGGCUAUAAGAGCGAUAAAGAAACGUCUAGUCACUUCUGCAGGCAAAGACAACGUUUCAAUAUGGUACACAUUAACACUCCUUGAAACUUUAGUAAAGAACUGUGGAAAAAGAUUUCACAGUCAGGUUGCUAACAAAGAGUUUCUGCAUGCUUUUCUAAAACUUUUAUCACCUAAGAAUGACCCUCCACAACAGCUACAAACGAAGGUUUUGUACAUGCUUAAAUGUUGGAUAUCAAGUAACUGGGAUGUCGCUGGUAAACGGGAUCUGGAAAAAAUAUAUGCUUCGCUUUUACAAAAAGGAGUGCAAUUUCCAACGGUUGCACCAGUUGACUGUUAUGCAUCAAAACCGUCAAGAGGCCUACGUGAUAAUUUGGUCACAUCUAAAACUGGAGUAACUAUUCCGCGAACUUGUUCACAAGAAAAUGAUAAAUUAACUGGAAGAUCUUUAGUACUUAAAAGUUCUGGAACAGAAUCGGAUAUCCAUUUACGUAAUCAUUUAUCUGUAAAUCCAUCAAGUUCAAGUGUAUUACAUCCAUGCUCUGUUUGCCAUUGUAUACAUGAAUCAAAUAUUCAAUCAUUAGCUUGUCAUAAUCUUGGUUCAAGACCUAAUGUUCAUCCUACUGGUAAUUCUGUAUCCUCAUACAGUCGUUCAACACGGAAUGUGCAUUUUAAUGGUACAAUUCAAAAUAGAUCACAGAUUAGUACUAUACCAAAUGAUUGUACUGUAAUGGUUGUUAACUCAGAUCAUCAACCAUCUACUUUAACUUAUCCACAUCCAUCUCAUACACAUUGUUUAUCAUUAUCUAAUAAUAAAUGUCAACAAAUGAAUACAAAUUAUUCAAUGAAUUCUAAUAAUCCUAAUAAUAAUGAUGAAAUGGAAUUUGAUGAAGAUGGUAUUGUACGUCAUUUAAAUACUUCACAACGUAUUAAAUUAACAGAAGAUUUAUCUAUUGUUGAAACAAAUAUUAAUGUAUUAAAUGAUUUAUUAGCUGAAUUAAGACCAGAUACUAUAACGAUAGAUGAUUUGAAUUUACUCAAAGAAUUAAAUUGUACAUGUCGUAUUAUGCAUCAACGUGUUAUGGAAUUUUUAAGUCAAGUAUCCGAUGAAGAAGUAAUUAAUAAUUUAAUUCAAGUUAAUGAUCAUUUAACAAAUACACUUUUACGUUACGAUCGUUUUGAACGAUAUUAUCAACGUGCAAUACAGAAUUCCGAUAAUAAUAAUUCUAACAAUCAACAAAUGGAUUCUGCAUUAUGUUUAACGAAUUCUAGACCACAACUAUGUUUAACUGCUUCAUCAAGUGACCAUAUUGAUUCAAGCCGUCAUCGAUCAAAUCAUCAUCAUCAUUAUCCGCAGCAGCAACACCACCACCACCACCAACAAUUAGCAAUUACAGCUGGACCAUCAUCUCUACGUCGUACAACUCUAAAUGAGUCUACAGUGAAUGGAGUUGUUAGUAGUCGAAUGAAUAGUUUACACUAUAAUCAUGCAGAUUCAGGUAACGGUAGUAGUACUGCUGUUUCAACCACCAGCAAUCACCAUAAUAAUAACGAGGAUGAAGAUGACGAUGAAAGCUUGUUGGAUAUAAGUGAAGGUCCCCAUGGUGGUUCUACAACUAGAUCUCAUGAUUCUGAUGAAACUGAUGAAAUUGCUAAAUGGUUAUCUAGUCGACAAUUGAUACCUGUAAACUCACAGCAACAAUCACAACACAGUCAUCGUCCUUUUCAACACCAACAACAGUCAUUGACUACAAACAGUCGUUCACAUUCAUGUGUACGAACAAAUCAUUUAAGUGCUAUUACAAACACUACUACUACUACCACUACUGCUGGUGUUUCUUUAUAUGCAACACAGAAUCCAUCAAAUAAAUCCGUUCAUUCUCAUCAAUCUUUUCAUGAAUUGUUAUAGUCACAGAUUGUUGAAAGCAUGUAACCCAAUAGAGUAAAGAAGAAGAAGAAGAAGCAGAAAAAGAAGAAAAUAAAAGUAAUAUAUUUCAUAGAGAAUAAUUCAUUGAAUAAAUCUCCUGUUUCAUAUAUAUACACGUUCACUAUUCUAUUAUUUCCUACUUUACAUUAGAACUGAUGAAUACUGAUUAUUAUGAUUAUUAUUAUUACCAUUAUUAUUAUUAUUAUUGCGUAAUAUACAUAUAUGUAUAUCUUAAUGUUUUUCAAUAAUAAUCUAUUUUGUUUUUCUAAAAGAGAAAACAAUGAAAUCACAUUGUUUACUUCCUUUUGAUGUAUUUCAUCAUUCAUGACUUCAUUUUUGUUGCAUUUUUACAAGACUAUUUCUUCUCUUUUUUAAUUUUUAUUUCAUAGAUUAAAAUGAUUAUAUAUAUAUAUAUAUAUAUAUAUAUAUAUAUAUAUAUAUAUAUAUAUAUUGGAGAGUUUUGAGCUACAUUUUCCCCUUUUCUAUGUCUCUAAGUGUGUAUGUUUCUUCUGUGUAUGAGUGCGUAUGUUUGUGUUUGCAUGUGCGUGUGUGAGUGAGUAAGUGUUUAUCGUUGGGCAGUUCUUUUUUCUUUCUCUUUUUCCUUUUUUUCCGUUUAUCAAAUUGUAAUUUAUUAAGUGAGUAAAUUAUUGUCAAGGUGAUUCCAUUAAACUAAAUUGUCUCUGUAUAUUAUUAAUUAUCAUAUAUAAAUAUAUAUAUUUAUUCUUCAUUUUAGUGAAUAAAAGAAAUCUGGUAAAUCACUCAUUAGUUAUAUGGUUUUCUGUGUUUGUUUGUUUGUUUGUUUGUUUCUCUUCCUUUUUUCUUCUUCAUUGUAUGUGUUUUCAGUUUCAUUCGUUUAUUAAUGUGUAUAAAUGAAUGAUCGGUUCAUACUUUGUUCUUGAUCUCGAUCUCAUAUUAUUCAAAUUGACCAUUGAAUAUGUUAUUUUUUAUGAUCUUGUUUUGAUUUUAUCGACAUG
Messenger RNA from Schistosoma haematobium, 3047 nucleotides. It is a transcript of the gene TOM1L2, whose product is annotated as TOM1-like protein 2. Gene Ontology annotation, molecular function: clathrin binding; phosphatidylinositol binding; ubiquitin binding. The transcript has 12 exons. Gene Ontology annotation, cellular component: membrane; endosome. Lineage: Eukaryota; Metazoa; Platyhelminthes; Trematoda; Strigeidida; Schistosomatidae. Gene Ontology annotation, biological process: signal transduction. The coding region runs from base 1 to 2055 and encodes 684 amino acids. The record is from RefSeq and is a predicted model, not a curated record.